This is a messenger RNA of Erinaceus europaeus (western European hedgehog), 2626 nucleotides long. RefSeq names its product polypyrimidine tract binding protein 1 (gene PTBP1). The transcript has 15 exons. The coding region runs from base 126 to 1832 and encodes 568 amino acids. The record is from RefSeq and is a predicted model, not a curated record. Gene Ontology annotation, cellular component: nucleus. Gene Ontology annotation, biological process: mRNA processing; regulation of RNA splicing; regulation of cell differentiation. Gene Ontology annotation, molecular function: mRNA binding. Lineage: Eukaryota; Metazoa; Chordata; Mammalia; Eulipotyphla; Erinaceidae.
UGCGCGCGCGGGGGCCGUGUUCGGGCGUCUCCGCCAUUUUGGGAGUCUAUAACUCGGAGCCGUUGGGUCUGCUCCUGCUAUUCCGGCGCCUCCACUCCUUCCCCCGCGGGUCUCCUCCGUGUGCCAUGGACGGCAUUGUCCCAGACAUAGCAGUUGGCACCAAGCGGGGAUCCGACGAGCUUUUCUCCUGCGUCAACAACGGGCCCUUCAUCAUGAGCGGGAGCUCCAACUCUGCCGCCAACGGCAACGACAGCAAGAAGUUCAAGGGGGACAACAGGAGCGCCGGGGUCCCCUCCCGCGUGAUCCACAUCCGCAAGCUGCCCAUGGACGUGACGGAGGGCGAGGUCAUCUCUCUGGGCCUGCCCUUUGGGAAGGUGACCAACCUGCUGAUGCUCAAGGGCAAGAACCAGGCCUUCGUGGAGAUGAACACGGAGGAGGCGGCCAACACCAUGGUCAACUACUACACGUCCGUGACACCCGUGUUGCGCGGCCAGCCCGUCUACAUCCAGUUCUCCAACCACAAGGAGCUCAAGACAGACAGCUCGCCCAACCAGGCACGCGCGCAGGCAGCCCUGCAGGCCGUGAACUCGGUGCAGCCCGGCAACUUGGCGCUGGCCGCCUCUACCGCGGUGGACACCAGCAUGGUGAUGGCCGGGCAGAGCCCCGUGCUGCGCAUCAUCGUGGAGAACCUUUUCUAUCCGGUGACGCUGGACGUGCUGCACCAGAUCUUCUCCAAGUUCGGCACCGUCCUGAAGAUCAUCACCUUCACCAAGAAUAACCAGUUCCAGGCGCUGCUGCAGUACGCUGACCCCGUGAGCGCCCAGCACGCCAAGCUGACCCUGGACGGCCAGAAUAUCUACAACGCCUGCUGCACGCUUCGCAUUGACUUCUCCAAGCUCACCAGCCUCAACGUCAAGUACAACAACGACAAGAGCCGCGACUACACGCGCCCCGACCUGCCCUCAGGCGACAGCCAGCCCUCCCUGGACCAGACCAUGGCGGCCGCCUUUGGUGAGCGCAGGCCCCGGGCCAGGCCACCUGGGCACCGUGGUGCACCUGGGAUCAUGUCGGCCUCGCCCUACGCGGGAGCUGGCUUCCCUCCCAGCUUCGCCAUCCCUCCGGCCGCAGGCCUCUCCGUCCCCAACGUGCACGGCGCCCUGGCGCCCCUGGCCAUCCCCUCGGCGGCGGCGGCGGCGGCCGCGGCAGGCAGGAUCGCGCUCCCGGGGCUGGCGGGUGCCGGCAACUCCGUCCUGCUGGUCAGCAACCUGAAUCCUGAGAGAGUCACACCCCAAAGCCUCUUUAUUCUCUUCGGCGUCUAUGGCGACGUGCAGCGCGUGAAGAUCCUCUUCAACAAGAAGGAGAACGCGCUGGUGCAGAUGGCGGACGGCAGCCAGGCACAGCUGGCCAUGAACCACCUCAACGGGCACAAGCUGCACGGCAAGCCGGUGCGCAUCACGCUGUCCAAGCACCAGAACGUGCAGCUGCCCCGCGAGGGCCAGGAGGACCAGGGCCUCACCAAGGACUACAGCGCCUCCCCCCUGCACCGCUUCAAGAAGCCCGGCUCCAAGAACUUCCAGAACAUCUUCCCGCCCUCCGCCACCCUGCACCUCUCCAACAUCCCGCCCUCUGUGUCCGAGGAUGAGCUCAAGAUGCUCUUCUCCAGCAAUGGCGGCCAGGUCAACGGCUUCAAGUUCUUCCAGAAGGACCGCAAGAUGGCACUGAUCCAGAUGGGCUCCGUGGAGGAGGCGAUCCAAGCUCUCAUCGAGCUGCACAACCACGACCUGGGCGAGAGCCACCACCUGCGUGUGUCCUUCUCCAAGUCCACCAUCUAGGCCCCUGCAAGUGACCUUACCACACCAGAGGUUUUAUUUUUUUAAAAGAGAAAUCAGUUUACCUGUUUUUAAAAAAAUCAAAUCUAACUCACCUCACCUGGGGAGCCAGGUCCAGCCUCCCCGGCACCACCCGCCCGCCGUGCCUUCUGGAGCCCGGGGUGGGGUCCCCGCCGCCCCCUCUAUGUGCCUUAACGCCCGCCGGGGACAGGCCACGCAGCCCCCCUGCGGGGCGGGGCCGGAAGGACACCCCAAUCCGUUAAUCACGUGUCUGAUUCUGCCCGCCCCACACCCGCUUGGAGCUUGUGUAACCCUGGCGCGAACCGCUGCAGCCCCCGGCCCCACGCAAGCCCCCGACCCGCACACUGUGCUCCCCAGGCCCCUGCUGCCUGGGACCAGCCCUGCCCAGGGCUUUUCUUCCUGCAGAAUUUUUGGACCAAAGUUUCGUGUUUUCUUUUUCUGCCUCCAGUGCUGGUGGGCCGUGCGCCCGAGUCUUAAUGUCCCCGUGCCCCUGGGGCCGGGACCAGUGCUGAUGGGCUGCACCCCAUAGCUCCACGUGGGGGUGCCAUUGGUGUAAAUAUUUAUAAUUUUUUAUACCUGUUGUGAGGGGCAGCAAACGUGGUUUUUUACGGUGACACAGAUGUAUAUUUUGAUACCAGCGACUCCAGCCUAGUAUUGUUGAGAGCCUGCCACGCACAGGACGAAUUAAAAGCGAUUUUAUACCAGCAGCUCUGCCUCUUGUCCGGUGUAGACGCGCCUCUGAAUCCCGCGAAUAAACAUCUUCCUAUUCGCCCCUG